AUGAUGUUCUCAUCUUCUCGACCAAUGGGCCAUUUCUCUGGACCUCAAGUGAAAAUGGCAAGUAUGACAUUAGCGACCAUCCAAAUGCAAUUAGAAAGACAAAAAAUGAUGCCUGUUAGUGCUGAGACGUAUUUAGAUAUACUAAACAGACUGUUAGAACCUCUGGCUAUAGUUCAAGGUCCGAUGGGUUUAAGAACUUGGUUAUCGGAAGUUCAGUAUUUUAUGACACUGAUGAAACAACGUUCGUUUAGUGGAAGACCUCUAAUGCCGAGAGAACGACAAGUGCUGGUGUGGUACUCUGCUAGAUGGCGUGAAUUGAGAGGUGGACCCUGCGAUAUGGGUCGUCCGGAAGCUCAAAUCGUCUUGAUCGCUCUUGGUGAAUUAGCAAGGUUCUAA
Molecule: messenger RNA, 396 nt
Organism: Kwoniella shivajii
Lineage: Eukaryota; Fungi; Basidiomycota; Tremellomycetes; Tremellales; Cryptococcaceae
Exons: 5
Coding region: 1-396 (131 amino acids)
Source: RefSeq, a predicted model, not a curated record